This is a messenger RNA of Amborella trichopoda, 1680 nucleotides long. The record is from RefSeq and is a predicted model, not a curated record. NCBI's taxonomy places the organism in Eukaryota, Viridiplantae, Streptophyta, Magnoliopsida, Amborellales, Amborellaceae.
GGUCACGGCAGGAGCCCUCUCUGUCUCUCUCUUUAAAAAACUAGGGUAAAAGAGUAUCUUUCUCUCUCUAAAAAUCAGGACAGAUGCGGCCCGAAAGUUCUCUCUUCAUAAGAGCAACUCUCUCUCUCUGUCUCUCUCUCUAUGGAUGUACAGGAGCAGAGCAGAGCAGAGCAGAGCAGAGCAUAGCUGUUAUUAAAAUUUGCUCUCUUUCUCUCCCGUCUUCCCUGAGCCAGGGACAAAACGCCCAUCUCUGUGUCCCUUCCUUCCUUCCUCUAUCUCGUCUCCAAAGCUAUCGGCAGCGGAGCAACCUCUCUUAGCGAAAGAGUAUUGGGUGCAAAUCAGAUUGGGCAUCUCUUCUCUCUCACAACAACGAAGAGGGAUUGGAAUGGCAAAUGAGAUGCAGGCUUGGUUGCACCAUCGAGAAACGUCAACCAUGACAAACAUCCAAAUUCAUGUCAAGCACCAAAUUAAUGAGUAUCAGUGCAAAAGGCAUAAGCACUUUCAAGGCCAUACAAAGGACAUUCGGACGGGGUUAUCAUUUCAAAGUGUGCUUGAGCUAGGCCCAGAGCUUCCUCUGUUUGGGGUGUGUAUGGGCCUGCAAUGUAUUGGAGAGGCCUAUGGAGUGGGCUCAUCAUUUUGGUACGCCUCAAAUGAAGCACCAAGUUCCUCCAAGUACUGCAAAAUGGUAAAGAAGAAUGAAAAAAAUGGUAGCACAAACAAAUGCCUAUGCAUGGCUUUUUAGAGUCGCCAUUCACGUAAGGAAGGAUUCUUUAAUGGACAUAGCAGAAAUGUCAAAGACCCAAUUUCAUUGGAUGAUGAAAGAGCUCAAAAGCUGGAGGAUUGGGGGUUUUUCUUGACCAAGAUAGACUUGAAAGCUCAUAAAAAAAUCACCUAUAAGCAGAGGAAACAACAUUGAUGUGAUAGAAUUGAAUCCAUUGAAAACCAGAGGUUAGGUUUUCAAAUCAAAGGAAAUAAUAGAGACGAAAAUGUCUAAGGCCCAAUUUGUUGGUAUUGUAUUUAUCUUUUGUUGAAAACUUAUAUAUGCAAUAAAACUCCUUUUACUUAGUUAGUACCGAACUGCAAUAACUUGCCUUUAAUCUACUUAACAUUUUUAGCUCGCGUUGAUAUCAAUUAAAAUCUCCUUCUAUUUUGGCAACUAGAUACUCUUCAAGCAAGUAUAUACAUGUGAUUUCAUUGUGCAACAAUUUAAAUAACUAAUAAUUACACCCCAUUCUCCUUUAUAAAUGUAAUUCCCAAUGCAAUCACCAAGUUAUUGACAAGAGUUUCUCAUGGGAUAUGGAACCAUGAUCUCAUAAAUUGUGAGGUGGUGAUCCUACACGGUUUUCAUUGUAAAUUCAUAUGAACAGACCCACCAACCACAAGAAGUAAUCAUAGUAUCUAUGUUCAAGAGUAAAUAGGAUUCAUGCUUGGGCUUGAUUGGUUCAGGUGUUGAGAAUUGCAACAUAGCUUCCCAAGUUUGAACCCUACCGCUGAACUUCCCCACCACCCCCCACAGAAAAAAAAAAAAAGAAUAUAUGAUUUAAGAGUAAAUACCUCUUGUCCAUCUUGUUCACUGAAAAUGAUAUGCUUGCUUGAAUAUUUAUGUAAAAGACCUCAUCAUCAAAGUUGCUGAUAAACUCAAAUAAUAAUAAUGUGAACUCUCACUUAUAAAUACUAUUU